This is a messenger RNA of Paramecium pentaurelia, 1774 nucleotides long. The record is from the annotation of a GenBank genome assembly. NCBI's taxonomy places the organism in Eukaryota, Ciliophora, Oligohymenophorea, Peniculida, Parameciidae.
AAUGAUAAUAAAAGCAGAAGCAGAAGUCGAAGCAGGUCUAGUAAAAAGAACAAUCAACAUAACCAAACCUAAAAUAGCAUAAAUUAGAAAUAUCAAAAAGAAGGAAAUUGCCAUUAUAAUGAUAAUAAAGAAUAUAUUUCUCAUAAUUCUAGUCCAAUUAGAUUAUAAGAAGAACAUCAUAUUAGUGAUGAACAUACUAAGUAAAUAUUGUUUUUAUGCAGAGAAAGCAAAGAAGAAUAUAAGAUCUUAGAUCAGAAUUAGAAGAUUAAUAUAGCGCCUAAUAAUUAAUUUUAAAUACAAUGUGAAAAUCUAGAUUUAGGAAUUAGACAUCAUACAUCGAUUCCUUUACCUUAGAAGGAGGUUAAUAGUAAUACAAAAGAGACCCUUGAUAAAUAGCCAUCUGAAAUGAUCACAAUAAAUGACAGUAGCUAUGAAGAGGAUCAAGAUGCUGGCAGCAUUGGAGAUAAAGCUGGUCAUCAUUAGGAUGAAGAUUAAGUUGAGAAUUAUAAAACUGAUUUAACAAAAAAUGGACUUUUAGGAUAAAAAAUACCAAAAAUUUAGAGAACAAAAAUAAAAAGAUCAUUAUAAGAUACAUAAUAAUAAUAAAAAUAAACAAAAUAAUCUGUCGAAAGUAUAGAAUUAAAUAAGGAUGAUAAUAUUUUAUCCUUUUUUGGACUUAAUCAUCCAAUGUUAUAAAGUUCUCUAGAAUACAAUAAAAAAGAAUUAUUUGAAUUAGUAGAACCUUAUGAAUAUUAAUGUGGAAAUUUCAUUAUUAAUUUGGGUAUUCAGGGUCAUUAUACUGCUAUAGUGACUUUGCCUAGUCUAUCCUAAAAGAAAACAGUUUAUUAUUUAUUUAUGAUGUUCUAAUUUGAGUUAAAAAACAUUUAUUGCUUAAUCCCAGAAGAUGAUUAAACAAUAUUACUGGUUAGUUCUAAUAUUUAAUCACUUUAUUAUUACUGUAUUUCAAAUAAUCAAUAAAAAGGAAAUUAUAAAACAAUCUUCUAAGAUAGUAAUCUAAAAUGCAAAUUUCCCUAUAUCUUUCCAUCUUUAAUUAGAAAAUUUAUAGUUUCAUUAAAAAAAAAUGAUUAAUAGAUUCGAUAUCAAAUUAAUUAUGAUUCACAUGCAACAUAAUUAGCUAUAGAAGAUUAUUAUUAGGAUAUUCCUGGACACUUAAUUACAGGUACUAGUCAUCCUUUUUUGAAAAUACUUUUUUUUAAAUCCCAAAAUAAUUAGAUUCCUUCAUUUUAUUAUAAAUUUUUAAGUACUCCACUAUAUGAAGGACAAUUUAGUUUAAAGGCUUCACUUUAAUAAAAUGGGAAUAUUAUUGUUAUAGAGAGAAGGUUUUAAUAUUAAUCAUUAAUUUUAGGUUUUUAAGUCCUUUCUGUUAUGGUAUUCAUUCAAUUAAAAUUGAAAUUAAUCGAAUUACAAAUAUUAUAGUAAUGAAAUAAGUUGGAAAAGAUUAUGAGAUUCAAUCAAAAAAUAUUCAAUAAUUUUGGGAUGAUGUCAAUUUAAAAUAUCUUUAAUUAUACCCUUCGUAUAAUAUUAUUUUAUGUUUAGAAAAUUAUUAUAUAACUAUUUUGUAGAACUCAUAAAUUAAGAUAAAAAGGUCUCAGAAAAGUAUAAGAAAUGGAAUCAAUUAUAUGAUUAUUUGAGUAAAUCUCAAUAAUUCAAAAAUACUAAGCAAAAUGAUAAGUCCAUUAUUGUGAAUAAUAAACAAUUCUAUUGUUUUUCUAUAGAGGACAUUAAAAAUGGAAACAAAAUUAAAUAUUUAUGA